GCGAACAUUUCUGCCUCAUUAUUAUUAUUAUUAUUAUUAUUAUUAUUGCAUAUCUAUACUUCUGCACUCUACGGGGGGAGAGGGGAGGAGGGGGGGGGUUUGGCUUGCUGUGAAUGCGGCUAAAACGUGGAGAUAUGUCGGCUGUAGGGCGCAAACCAGCCACCACCCAAUCCAAUCCCAUUCCAUGCAGGCGGCUGCAGGCUCGCUUAGCGUUUCCAUCAGGCCGGCCGAGGAGCAAGCAUCGGCAAUCCCAACAACGAAACCCCCACUCGGCUCAAGCGGCAAAUCAAUAAUCAUGAGACAUCGCACAUAUUUUGAACCGCAUAUUAUUAGGAAUUCUCCGAUGUGAGGGAACCGAGCACGCCUCGUGGGCCAGGUAGCAGCAAGCAAUAGCUAAUCUGUUCCAGACUCCGUACAAUGAGCGACUAUCAGAUUUGAACAAAGGAGGAAUCGAUGGACCUUUUUAAUAGGUUAAUUCAACAUAAAAAAGGAAAUGGGGUUGCCUUCGUCGUAUAUUCCCUGUUUCUCAAAUUGUUGAUAUGAAAUAUGAUAAGCAACGCUAUGUAUAUUAUAUUACGGCAGAAAUUACGCGAAGAUUCAUUCCGAUGCCUCCAGCAAAAACCGUCAAGGCAAUAAAAUGCAUUGAACGUCAGCGAAAAUAAAGAGAAGAAGUGAAGAAAAAAAGAAGCAGUAGCAGCAGCAGCAAAGUGUCAAACCUUCAUCCCAUCACACGCUCCCAAACCGUCCUAAGAGACCCUGUCGAUAUUCCCAACCGAGCCGGCAACUGGGGGUAUAAAUUCCAUACCACGAAACCAUUAACAAUCAUAGCAAUCAACGUGAGCGAAGCUUUUGUUGUCUUGCUUUUUCUCUGGGAAUCUUUCCACUGCAGACACCAACGGGUGUUAGCUGUUAGCUAUAUUAUUUGGGACUGGCUUCGCGGGUUAGACGUACCUGUAUGUUCCAAUCUGACCAGGUAGGGAAGAGGCUCCUGUACCACAUAUACGCCUGGGACCAUGGAUACGUGGUUGGAUUCCACUUGUUGCCUUGGACAUACCACUAGUUGGGGGAGAGGGAGGGGGGGGGGGGGGUUUGUUAGCUACUGUGCCUGCCAGGGAUAGGGGAUCAAGCAAAGAAAGUGGAACAAGACCUAGAUAUGGGCCGGAGAGAGAGAGAACGUGAUAGCGGAAGACAAGCGAGUGCAACUUACUGACUGACAACCCCCAGAAUUGAAAACAGUCUUGUCUAAGUCAUCCUGAACCUUAUAAGCGUACAAUUCUUCUGCCUCCCGCUUGAGCUCGACAAUCGCUGCUUUUCCCUCGAAUACCGGCUUCAGAAUGCGCAGUGCAUAAUUUACGGUGCUGUGGACAUUUUUUAAUAAACGAGGAUGGGAGUACUCACUUCUCCGAUGCCAUGAUCGCAGACGAGUGUCCCGUCGCCGAAUUGGGACCCAACAACAUGAAAAAGUUGGGAAACCCGCUGAGAGCACAACUGUUGUAAGCUGUCGGUCCUGGAUAUUUAGACCAGUGCUCCUUGACACUCAAUCCAUCUCGCCCGACAAUAUCCAAUCCGUGCAUGUAGUUGGUGGCCUCAAAACCGGUGGCCAACACGAUAACGUCGGCUGCAACAAGGCCCUUAUCAGUCAAUAUGCCUUCGGGGAGAAUUUCCAAUGGUUUCUCAUUGGUUAAUGUAAUAUUUCCUGCGUUCAGAGACUCAAGGUAGCCGCUGCUAUCAAAAAUUCGACGCUGGGAAGGAAAGGGGUGAUAUGUUAGUCCAUAUUCUUCUGGCAUGGGAAGCUCCGUGGGAAAUCCCUAAUGGAUUAAAUCAAUAAACUAAACUUACCUUACAUCCGACUUCGAAGUCAGGAAUAAGAAGAUCGUGGUAUUUUGCCGGGGCUCUUUUGCGCAUAUAUCGUUCUGCCAUUGCACGCCUCUGCUUUCGUAUCUCCGCACCUUUCUUUGUCAUUUUAAACGCGGACCAGUUGCGCUCAGCCAGCAAGAAUAUCAGGAAUCGCUGCAUUCGCAUCGUGAGUGGGAUAUAACGGAAUAUCCACUUGACCCAUGAUGAAUAGGAGGGGUUUAUGAUCGGGACAAUCCAGUGCUUUGAUCUGACUAUUUGCGUGAGAUGCUUCACAUCGGGCAAAAUCGAGGGGACGAUUUGCGAUCCGGUGCCUGGAACCAUUUUUCACAUCAAUACUUUAGCUACCUAGAAAUUUUAGAGAAAUUAUUUUGAUGUACUCACAGCCAUUACCAAGAACAAUCACAUUCUUAUCUUUCAGGUCCAGAGAGGAAUCCCACUCCGCUGAGUGAAAGAUACGGCCCAUGAACUUCUCGCUACCGGGGAUAUCGCAUUUACGAGGCACAACAAGAACUCCGACAGCGGUGAAGAGUAUGUGACACGUGUGGGUAUACUCUUCUCCCGUCGUUAGGUCUCGGAGAUACACCGUCCAAAGGCUCGACUUUUCAUCCCAUUCACACCGGAGGGCUUCAGUUGAGAAGGCCAUUUUGUCCCUUAGACAAUAUCUGUCUCGGACACGGUCAUGGUAUGCUUUGAUUUCUUCACCGGGAGCCAAAAACUUUCCCCAGUCGGGAUUCAACUCGAAGGAGAAGCUGUAUAGCCCAGACGGGAUGUCGCAUGCAAUCCCUAGAGGAACAGUUAGCUUCUCCUUUUCCCCCCGUUCUUUUUUUUGAGGAAUGGGAUCCUCCCUCGAGGAAGACAUCGAUAUACGAUUCCCGACUUACCGGGAUAUUUGUUUGCCCACCAUGUCCCGCCGCUAUCUGGAUGGCGCUCAAAAAACCGGAUGUCAUCGAAGUUAUACCAUCGCGUCAACGUCGCUCCCAAGGCAAUGCCUGAGGCACCAGCGCCAAUACAGGCCACUCGAGAGUAUGACGAGCCAUCCUUGUGGGUGGACUUGCUUGCUGGCAUUUUUGGUUUGUUUGAUCUUUUCUACGUAGGUGUCAAUGUUGAGGCGUGCUUUCUGGUGAUGGAUGUGCCCGCCCUCGAUUUUAGAGAGAAAGAAGCACAGCAUAAAUAAAUAAGGCAUUAAAGCCGGCGAAGGCGCCGAGGUAAAUAAGUAUUUUAGGUAACUAACUAUUUAGGUAAAUCACCACGAUGAAUCUUUAAUAAUGUUCUAACCACGUUCAACUAACGAUGUAGUUACCCAGUAGAUAUAUAUAAAUAAUUGAUAACAGCUGCCGAGGGCUAAGCUUGAUAUGCCGAUUAUUUUUUCAUUUAAUAACAUUAUUAAGCUAAUAUAGAGACUUAAAACUUGCGACUAGGUUAAAAUAAUCAUCAUCAUUAAAUAUAUCCGCUUAAAGUGAUGGAAAUAUAUCACAGGAAUCAGAAAAGUCGACCUCAUCAAUUGCAUAAAAUAUAAUCUAUAUUCUCUAAUAAAAAAGAGUGUUCUUAGUAGUUACUCUGUACUGCUAAUCCUCAGCAUAUGCCAUUUUAUCACCAUGUUCAAGUUUUAACAGUGAUAAAAUAAAUAAUUGGGCAAACUUUCUCAGUCACCGCAGCUUGAUGCAAAGAUGGACGGUUAAUGAAUGAACCAGUGUAAACCGCAACCACUAUACAUAAGUUAACUACACCUCCAACUCGAAUAAAUAUCACCGCGAAUCCCUUCGUUGCCGCUAGCAGAACACUGCACAGCUACAGCCUUACAGCUACCGUAUCCACACAGAAAAGCAAAACUAUCUGAUACUCAUCUAUCCUACUCAUGCUUACUCCAAGUGUCCCGAACCUAGCUCUUGACCAAGUGGAGAAAAAAGCCCCUUUAUGCCCGAAGCUAUACGAGUUCCCGGCGCUCCUCCGGUGCCUCUACAAACUCUACCGUGCCGACCUAAACUAGGGCCAGAGGAGCCGUUGUAUACUUAUACAAUCCUCCCCGUCCGCACCAAAGCAGAUCUCACCGCAGCCAUCGCCCUGAUAAAAACCUACACGGCGGGUCUGGGCGUUGAUCUCUCCUAUCAAGACUUCGAGUCGGAAAUGGCCCGCAUGCCCGGCAGCUAUGCACCGCCGUCCGGAGAAUUACUUAUCGCUGUAGGGGGCAAUAAUGAGAAGAAGAAGAAAGAUAAUGAAGCCCAGGCCCAAGAUGACCACACACCGCAUGUUGUUCUGGGCUGCAUCGCACUCCGCGAACUCCAUGUACACAUGCACAAGGAUAUGAACAGUGGCUGUGAAAAAGUGCCGCUACAGGCCCAAGCCAACCGUGCGACCUCCCGGUCACACACUCAUCCUGACCCUGUCAGCAGCAACGCCGAUGACGACGGUAAGGCUCCGGCCAAUAUUGAUACUAAACCCGGCUCUAAAUACUGCGAGCUGAAGCGGUUAUAUGUCACGCCGGCGGCACGGGGGCUUGGGGUGGGCAAGGCGCUGGUAAACGCCAUGCUUGCCGUUGCCCGUCAGAUCGGAUAUGAAGAGGUAAGACUUGAUACGCUGCCGGAUAUGCGCGAGGCGAUUGCGAUGUAUAGGGGUAUGGGCUUUGGGGUGGUUGAGAAGUAUUAUGAGACGGCGAUUGAAGGCACGGUAUUUUUGGGGUUGAGGCUCUGAGAUAGGGAGCGAGUGGGGCCGUGGGUAUAUAUAUAUAUAUAUAUAUGUGUAUGUAUGUAACAUGACAUGGUUCGAGAUACCAUUCUUUCCGUUGAUGACUGGUUAUGUUUACAUUUUUUCCUUAUUGACUGCCGGAGUGGGGUAGUUAGAUACUAUUAGCUACAUAGAUUUGACUGAGAGAAUAUUGAGGACAGACGACUUAAUUGCCUCGUUUGGAGUGAUGUGAUAUAGUUAUCAAAGUGCCACUGUCCCCCAUUCGCACCUCAUGGGUUCCUUUUAUUUUCCCACCUCCACUCCUUGGUCCCUACUAAUUAAGAGAUAUACGUAAG
Messenger RNA from Blastomyces dermatitidis ER-3, 4874 nucleotides. RefSeq names its product acetyltransferase. The coding region runs from base 3772 to 4545 and encodes 257 amino acids. The transcript has 2 exons. Lineage: Eukaryota; Fungi; Ascomycota; Eurotiomycetes; Onygenales; Ajellomycetaceae. Gene Ontology annotation, molecular function: acyltransferase activity, transferring groups other than amino-acyl groups. The record is from RefSeq and is a predicted model, not a curated record.